This is a messenger RNA of Owenia fusiformis, 2090 nucleotides long. The record is from the annotation of a GenBank genome assembly. NCBI's taxonomy places the organism in Eukaryota, Metazoa, Annelida, Polychaeta, Sabellida, Oweniidae.
AUGACAUUGAAAAUUCAGAGCAGUAUAAAGAAGUCGCAGCAAUGGCAGCAACAGACAGAAAACACAAUCAACCGACUGACAGUAAGCUCGGAACAUGUGGCCAAUCAAAUAGAAGAUUCAUCUCAUUUGCAGUCGCAACUUUUAGAUGCCCAAAACGCAAGCUUAGAAAAUCAAGAACGACUGCUUUCCAGUGGUCAAUCUCUAAGCGCUGCUUUAGAACAAUCUCAAGGAAAUGUUGCGAAAAUGGUUGAGAACUUCAAGCAUCAAUCCACAGAGCAAAGAGCAUUGAUGGGAGAAGUGUUUGAGCGAAUCCAGAUGCUACAAUCCAUUGUGAUGGGAGAAUUCACAGGGUUCUAUAGUUGGAUAUUCUACACAUUCGCGAUUAUUGUGUCCUACCUCAUCACGUCCACCCCAAGGACAAGUGGAGCAAGAAUUUGGCUAUUUGCUAUUAUGACAUUGAAUAUCAUGACAGAGCGCAUGGUUGUCAGCUGGUAUGUCAACGAAGAUGCAAAACAUAUCUACCCCGAUGCAAAUGUUCUAGCCUUCAAUAGGUUAUGGUGGUGCAGGACGUUCUAUGGCACUUUAGCAGUGGUCAUUCUUGGAAUGUGCACCUAUCGUUACAGAGACCUCGUGAAAGAAACACAUGACAAGAUAGCACAGAUAUUCGAUCAAAAUAAAAUGAUUAUGGAGAACCUUAAAGCACAGCCUAAAACUCCAAAUGCCAGUUUACCUUUGGAAGUAGGCAAUGGAUAUAACAGGUACAUAGAGGGACAAGGUCCUGCCAUGAUCACACAUGGAGGACAUGGAGUAUCCAACACAAGCAGUAGCAGUGGAAUUAGCGCUGAUAUGGUCGACAGUCAAAAAAAUCUCAGUAUUCAAUACAAGCGAAAGCCAAGCUAUUCUCCAAAAAUACUCGAUGAGACACAGUCAGGCUACAACUCUGAUGAUUCGAACUCUAAUUCUGAUGAUUCUUUUGCGGAGAGUGAUCACACAUAUAUUCCCAGAGGGAAGGAGAGCGAUUCUGAUACCAGCAUUGCGAGUUUUGCGACAGGACUUUCCCGUCAGUCUAGUCGUUGUAGCACCCCUAGCCUUUAUGAUGAGUUGAGAGACCUGAGGAAGGACAUGGGAUUAGUGACACCAGCAAAAGAUGGCAGCACUAGUAUUGGUUCAGCUGGUAAACGGGGCCCAGGCAGACCCAAGGGGAGUCGAAAUAAUACACCCGUCCAUUCACCCAUGUCUGGUGAACGUUUUGGAUUACAGCGCUAUAAUCUUCGAAAUCGCAAUGUGACAUCACCAAAUGUUAAUCCAAUUGUAAACCAGGAAACCGAAGGACAAUUUGGGCAACUUGUUAAAAGACUACAAAAGAUUUCCCAUCGAAAUAGCAUGUUGGCGAGAUUCACGAUUGAACGUAAAGAAAUUCUACCAUCAGAUGAUGAUAUGUAAUACAUUUAUGAUGAUCUCUUGAAAAUUGAAGAUGUGAACACUGAAGAAUAUGUUGAAUUGUCUGAUAGUGAUAUGUAUUUGAUACUGUGUUCCUUGGGAUAAACUUAUCUCUCCAGCAUUGGAUACAUAUACAGCACCUAGUAAAGAAUUAGAAAAAAUGGUUGGAUGUAUUGCUAGAUUUCAUUGCAGAAUUAUUUCCCUCAUAUUUCAUUUAUUUCCGCCAUUUAAAAGGGGUUUCUCAUUCUAAAUGAAGGACCAGUUUUAAUACACUACUAAUAGACCAUUCCAGAAAAAUUGAAAUAGAAAAAACGGUUGAAUAUUGAUUUGCUACAAGUUGAACAUUAGUUUGUAUUUCAUUGACAAUUUGAAAUUCAUUUGAAAGUUCCAGGUUCUAGGAGACACAUGUUUGUAUUUCCUAGAUGUAUCAUUUAUUUGCUAAUGAGUAACAAUAGACAGAUUAUGUUUUAAUUUCAUUAAAAUUUCUUUGAGAGAACUGAUACUCUGCUGUUCUGAUAAUUAAUCUGCAGUGAACAUUUCAAGGAGGAUUGACUCCCAGCAUUCUUUCACCAUCAUCUUUUGACUGGCAUGAACCAAUUUGGUAAUUACUACAAUAACAUUCAUCUCCAGAAUAAGCUUUUAGUUAGCAG